GAUUAACGGCAGACGCGGAACUGAGCGCAACGUAAACUUAUCGCCGGAAUCACACAAUCGUUUCGUUGCCAAUUAAUCAAAAGAUAAUUAGUCGAAAGAUAAUCGCGCGUCAGCUUUAUCCGGCAUUUCAGAACGUCAUUAAGUUUCAAUGGAAUCAAAGAACUUGUCGCGGGUUACGAUGCUGACCAUUUUUAUGCUUUUGAUUGUAACAUGCAGCAUGGUCGAGUCGACCCUUACCCUCGCAACCGUAUUACCGCAACUGCACAGAUGUAACCGCCAUCUACCUGAUAUAGGAAAAUGCGUAAAGCGCAGCAUAGAAUCGAUGAAGCCUUACAUAGCGAACGGUAUUUGGAAUUUGAAUACAAAAGUUUUCGAUCCAUAUCACAUGAUACAUUACGAGUUUACCUUGGGAAAUGACACCAAAGUGAUAUUUAAGAAUACAUUUAUCUACGGUCUAUCAAACUACACGAUAAGAAAACAAAUCUUAGUUUCUGUAGACGUACAGCGAAUUGAAUUUACCGCGAAAUUUCCACUCAUCCGAGUGUUCUCCUUCUACGAAAUACAGAGUGCGAACUUGACGUUACCCGAAAUAAAAGACGGAUACAAAAUGGGUGGUAUCUAUAGGAACGUCAAAGCUAAAAUCACUAUAGAUGGUGAAUUUUAUCUGCACGAUAAAACCGAAGAAGAAUAUUUCCGACUGAACAUGGUCUCCAUCCCGAAAUUGUCCGUGGAAAACGUCACGGUCUUCAGGGACAACUUAGAGUCCUUAUCUUCUUCUACAAAUGCUACUUUGACCGAUAUUUGGCAAUUGAUAUCGAACGAAGUACUACAAAUAAUUUCGUUAACCGCUCCCGACGAAAUCUUCAACUUCGCGAGUAAAAUCUAUGAUAAUUUCCCAACGAAAAUGUUGUUUCCGCUCUAAGUCGUUAUUUCCAUUUUAUCGUCGCGACUCCAAUUAUUUUAUAACUGUUAAUCGAAUUAACGCGAUCGUGUGCAUGUUAUUGUUGUGUAUCGAAAAUUGAUAUAUACACGGUGUCAUGGAUGUCUUACCAUUGCCCAGAUCGAGAUUUACACAAUUUUCGAUCUUAGACAUAACGCUCGAGAUUAAAAAUUGUGCAAGUAAUAGUAGUUAUAAUGAUAGGAUUAGAAUAGCUUUGAUCGUAAUAGUUUCAAUCUUACUCGUAUACGCAUAGGGCCGAAAAUUAUGUAACUCUCAGAGAAUAUUAGGACGAUGAAUACUCAUGACAUCAUGUGUACACUCAUUUGCAUAUCGGUUUGCACACGUUUUCUUCUGACAAAAUUAGGUAUGCAUCAAAUGAUCACGAUUGCGAGACAUUGCUCAUGGGUGGUAAUUAGUUACGAAAGAAGUCGAAUGAUAGUACGGAGUAAAUAGUAGCCCUUUAUUAUACUUUCAUCUCUGAUAGAUAAAAGUACAAUAAAAAUACUUAGAUUUUUCCUGAAUUCUCCGUUGCAGUUGUAACGUCGGACGUCUCGUAUACUAUCAGUUCACUUCCUGUCAUGACGAUCACCGCGCAAGCUUGCGACUGGUGUAAUCCAUAAUCGUGGCCAUUUGGCACGCUCCUAACUUUAUCGGGAAAAGCAUGCGGAGACAUUGUGCAAACGCGUGUACACCUCGUUUUAAUACAAUUUGGACACUUUUCUUUCGAUGCAAAUCGAAAAGCAGUCGAUCGUCCCAUGAGAAAACUUGUUUUUGAAAUAAUUCCCAGAAGUUAUGUUUUCCCAUUAAACCAUCAACUGUGUUCUAAACUGUAUCAAGAGAAAAAUGCCCGAACCGUGUCGAUGUCAAGAGUAUUCGGAAAGUGAGUAAACGUGAGCUCAAGAUUCCAGAAGACACAACCAACGAUAGUCAAAGCGUUUCUUUUCUCUCCCAAAAAAAGCAGAAUAAUAAUCAUUAAAUGAGUUUGCGAUACUAACGUUUUUAUCCAUGUGCACUCAAAGACGAGAGAAGUGUAUAAACUUAUUUUUGUACUUUAAACAAAUUGAAUAAAAAGUUACGCCCGUAA
This is a messenger RNA of Odontomachus brunneus, 2024 nucleotides long. RefSeq lists its product as uncharacterized. Lineage: Eukaryota; Metazoa; Arthropoda; Insecta; Hymenoptera; Formicidae. The transcript is spliced from 3 exons. Bases 149 to 922 code for a protein of 257 amino acids. The record is from RefSeq and is a predicted model, not a curated record.